AAUUGCGCUGGGUACUGAGGAUCCGCCGCGGCACUUGACGACGAGCGCACCUCAGCCAAAGCCUUCCCCGACAGCGCAAAGCAUGAGCGCCCGUUCUCUGGGCCCCUCUCCCCCAGGAGCAUCCCUAGGGUCGCAUAGACGCGCCGCGGCGCUGCGCCCAGGCCCGGGCCGUCCCCAGCCCAGCACCGGCGCCAGUGGCGGCAGGCGGCGCGCACCUCUCGCUCACGCCGGCGGCGCGCCCACCUCACCCGCGGGGCCCGUGACGGAUGCGGCGGUGCCCGAGGGCCACCAGGGCCUGCACGGCUUCCUGUAUGGCGAGGGCGGCGCAGAGGCGCACGACGGCGGCAUCGGCUACACGUUUCGGGAGGGUGAGGACGACGGCUGCAGCCUGCUGGCCACCGCGGGGUACGUGGCGGCGCGGGAGGGCGAGAAGCCGGUGGGCGUGUAUGCGCUCUAUGACGACAAGCGCAACCUCCAGUACGUGGGCUACGCCCGGAACGUGGUGCUGGCGGUCAAGGCGCACCUGGCGCGCGUGGGGGAGGAGCGGUGCGCCUGGGUGCGCGUCAUGGUGUUUGCCAACAAGGCGAUGCAGUCGCGGGCGGCGCUGCAGCGCGAGGCAGACAACUGGCUGGCGGAGGCGGGCACGCUGCCGCCAGGCAACGGCGCCGAGGCGGAGCUGUGGGCGCAGGGCGUGGGCGCCAGCGGCGCCAGCGUGGAUGUGUCGCUGAUGAGCGCCGACGAGCUGGCGCAGUACGAGGAGCGCAAGCUGAAGCUGCGCAAGGCCAUGGGAGAGAACCUGCACGACGAUGUGGCGGGAGAGGCGGAGGACUCGCGCACCCGCCGCCUCAAGCUGAUUGCGGCGGUGGAGGGCGACGACUGGUCCGAGGUGAUCCAGGAGCAGUCGGCGGAGGCGGUGGUGAGCGGGGAGGUCGGCAGCGCGCGGCAGCAGGCACAGCAGGCGGGCGGUGAGGCCCUUGCGCCGCCCGCCGCGGCGCCGCCCAUCGUCACCCCCUUUGCCCGCGCCUCGGUGCACCGGGCGGUGGGCAACAGCAGCGCGGCGGCGGGCGCCGGCGGCGAGGCGGGCCGGCCCCUGGAGAUGACGGUUGAGGCGGUGGAUGCCGCGCUGGACGAUGUGCGGCCCUACCUGAUUGCCGACGGCGGCAACGUGGAUGUGGUGGCGGUGGAGGAUGGCCGCGUCUUCCUACAGCUGCAGGGCGCGUGCGGCACCUGCCCCUCCUCCACAGCAACCAUGAAGAUGGGCAUCGAGCGCAGCCUCAAGGCGGCGUUUGGGAAGCAGCUGGUGGAGGUGCUGCAGGUGGGCGGCCAGGAGGACAACCGCGCCACCGCCGAGGGCGUGGACAUGCACCUCAACAUGCUGCGGGGCGCGGUGGGCGCGUACGGCGGCAGCGUGGAGGUGGUGGGCGUGGAGCAGGGCGUGUGCACGCUGCACUACAAGGGCCCAGAGGCCAUUGGCUACGGCCUGCGGGCGGCGGUGCGGGACAAGUUCCCCGACCUGGUGGAAGUGUUGAUGAUGGACCCAGACACGGGGGAGCCCAUCAAGUUCCAGGCCUGAGGGUGGGCGGGCUGAUGCAGCUCCAGGCCCCUCGCAAGGCUGGAGGCUGAUACCAGUUGCAGGAGUGGCUUGGGGUGAGCUGAGCUGGCGGCGGGGCAGCCUCCUUGUGAGGAGAGGCGACGCGAAGAUGUAGUGGCGUUGCUGCUUGGUGUCAUACUAUCCCUGGCCUUGCUGGUUUUAAAAGGCGUAACCGGCU
Molecule: messenger RNA, 1769 nt
Organism: Chlorella variabilis
Lineage: Eukaryota; Viridiplantae; Chlorophyta; Trebouxiophyceae; Chlorellales; Chlorellaceae
Exons: 9
Coding region: 83-1573 (496 amino acids)
Biological process (GO): iron-sulfur cluster assembly
Cellular component (GO): mitochondrion
Molecular function (GO): iron ion binding; iron-sulfur cluster binding
Source: RefSeq, a predicted model, not a curated record